AUGAUUUCUAUUACUAUUACUGGUACGAGCAUUACUCGCGAUCUUGAUCAGGGUGAGCCUACAUUAGAUGGUAAAUUGUUCAAAGUUCAAGUUCGUACAAAACCAUCAUGCACAAUUGAACAGAUGACAGAACUUGUAAAAUGGAAGCAUUUUGAUAAAUCGAAAGGUUUUAUCAUGAGUAUUGGCACUGUCAACAUGAAAUAUGAUACUCCGGAUGUGGCUAUUGCGAAAACAGCAAACUUAAUUCGAGAAUUUAAACUCGCUUAUCUCAAUACAAAAUUACCAUUAACAACAUUGCCACAUAUACGUGUUAGCGGUCUAAAGCCAACAAUUGAUCAAGUUAAAGUUGAUACGGAUGGAUUUAACGCACGGCUUUCGUCGUUGGCUGAUGAUUAUAUUGAUGUGAUUAAAGUCCGUUAUACUGAUAAAAUGCUUUUACGUGACGGUUUUCAUUUAAAUUCGGUUGGGACAAAGGAAUUGACUAACGCGAUGAAUAAGUAUUUAAAUCAGUGCUUUUAG
Molecule: messenger RNA, 519 nt
Organism: Didymodactylos carnosus
Lineage: Eukaryota; Metazoa; Rotifera; Eurotatoria; Philodinida; Philodinidae
Source: the annotation of a GenBank genome assembly